Molecule: messenger RNA, 17461 nt
Organism: Bacillus rossius redtenbacheri
Lineage: Eukaryota; Metazoa; Arthropoda; Insecta; Phasmatodea; Bacillidae
Exons: 25
Coding region: 252-16346 (5364 amino acids)
Biological process (GO): transcription by RNA polymerase III
Cellular component (GO): transcription factor TFIIIC complex
Molecular function (GO): protein binding
Source: RefSeq, a predicted model, not a curated record
UUGGUUUCUGUCUGCAGUACAUCGAUGACGAGUACGAAACUCUGAUCGAUAUAAGUAUCGUACGCUAGGAAUUACAGCAGCACAGCAUUCUCGUUUUCUUACUCGCCAUUUUUAGUUGUGAUUAGUGCGUUUGUUGCAUGUGAAUGCUACUAACUAGGUUCAAAUCCAGUGUGCUGGCAGGUCGCGGUUGCUGGAGCCCGGCCUCGUGAGAGCCUGGGACCCCGCAGAGGCGCGUGGCUGCACGGCCCGACAUGGAUAGCACGACGGACGAGGACGAGGGGGACCGGCCGGGCCCGUCCCGGGGGCCCGCCCACGGGCUGAAGUACCUGGUCGUGACGCCGGCGGAGAUGCGCAAGCUGGGGCUGGUGGCGUCCAGCGGCCAGAUGGUGAAGCUGACGCCCGGCCAGGCGGGCAUGGUGCGCCUGGCGCGGCCGGACUCCGUGAGCCCGCCCGUGUACCGUCUGCAGCCCCAGCCCGGACCCUCCGCCCCCGUCAAGCCCAGCUACAGCGAGCAGUACUCGCCCCUGAAGUUCCUGUCGGAGGAUACCAGGCGCUACCAACAGCACGUGCGCAGUGAGACGAGGAAGAAGAGGCGCAUGGUGUCCAGCUUCACGCAGUUCUGGCACUGCUCCCUGGAAGAGAAGGGCUACAUCCGCUGCCCCCUUCGCAUGUGCAACUACAUCAGCCUCGGCUUUAUGGACAUGUGUGUGCACUACGCCUACUGCACUGGCGACUCUCAGAACAAGACCAACCUGUGCAAACUGUGCAACUUUCGUCUCGCGACGGAAAGAGACUUGCAGACCCACAUUCGCCUAUCGCACGCACCGGGCACUGAAGAGGAAACACCUCCGUUGCCCUACAAGGAAGUGGACAGGGAAAGCCCACCUCUUGAAUUGAGACCACUGGCACGGAAGCGCUCGCACUGCAACGUGCACAAGAUCUCGUGGCAGAUUGCGCUGAACAGCCAGGGCUAUGUCAAGUGCCUCUUCAAGAACUGCAACUACAUGGCUCUCACCAUCCAAGACAUGAUUGAACAUUACAGCACCUGCAAUGGGAGUGAUGCCCAGUCCAAGUUUUACUGCCCCUUUUGCGAUGGUGGUGUGAAAAACAAAACCAUACUGAGGAAGCACAUUUUAAUGUCGCACCAGUCCGACAACACGGAAAUUGUUGGUUGCCCAAAGGAAGAUGAUGAAACUACAGAUGAGUCUGAUAGUAAGCACUCGCUGGGCUUCCACCACUCCACAUUUUCCCUGCAGACUGUUGAGAACACAAGGAGUUCCUUCUCGAGCAUUGUGAUUCCAGGCACCAGCGGUGCUCAGUUAAUGAGUGAAGCCCCAUCUCUGUGCGGGAGGUAUGACCUGCAGUCGAAUGUUAAACAUAGUGUGUCGCAGAUAACUAGUAUUGACAGCCCUGCCAAAAGGCCCAUAGUGUGCCACACGCCAUACACCAAGCGCUCCCAGAGUGUUGGCUAUUCCUUGCCAUCGAGUUCCAAGGUGUUGAAUGUUGUUCCCAAGGAAGGCUCAUUUAUCAUAUCGCUAAAAAACAAAGUUAAUAAUGUUGGCUCUGAACAAAGUAAUGAUUGCUUUAGUGGAGGAGGUCAUGUGGAGCCUGAGGCAAGGGUCAAAGAAGAGCCAGUCUGUAGAGUGUUUGAUGAUUUAGAUGAUACAUACGAAGAAGCAAAAAAGAAAUAUGAAGAUAUUGCUACAGACCCACUUUCAUUACAAAAUAUUGUAACACCAGUUGUGGAAAUGGAGGAGUUGGGUUCAUCAGAAUUGGAUGCAAGUUUCUCCUUGGAAACUAACAUAUCAUCAUCAACCAAUAAGAAAACAAUCAAGACUUACAAAAAGAAAAAAAAUGAUUUGUGCGUGGUACGUAAUGAUAAGAAGGCUAGUUCUGCUGUUUUGAAUGACUCCUCCAUUGCCAGUAGUGUUGACCUUGAGUCGGAAGGAAAUAAUACUAAUGCAUUUCAGGAACCAGCAUUUUAUCGCAAUGAAAGAUAUGAUACUGCAAAUGUUUUGCCCCAAACUGUUAGGUUUGACAUUUACCCAAGUGACAGUGAGAAGAUUCAUUCUAGGGUUAGCGAUCAGUCUGAAAAUUCUAUAAAAGAUGGGAGUAGUACUGAAGCUAUUAAUACUAUACAAGAUUCCGAAAAUUGCCUAGAAGAUAAUGUUAUGCAAUUAACAGUAAAGUUUGAUGCUGAGAAAAACAGUAUUGUCAUACAAGAAUUGAAUGAGGAAAGUGUGGAAGUUGAUGGUAGUACACAGGCACAAUUUGAAGAAGGGGAUUUAUCCCAAAUACCUGUAGAAUAUGAAGCUAUAAACAUUGAGGAGGGUAAUGAUUUCAUAGAAGUCACCAUACAAGUCCAGGAUGGUGUGGAUGCUGAAAGUGAAGAUAAAAUUGACUCUCAAAAAGAAGAGUCUUCUAUGCAAGCUGGAGAAAGAGAUGAAAGUGAAGAAAUUCAAGAUAAGACUGCAAAAAGUGAUAGUUGUGUAAUGAAUGAAAAUGUUACUGGUAUUGAAGAGGAAAAUUAUAUCCAACCACAUGAAUUGUUGAAUCAAGACAUUGUACCAGAAACCAAUCAAUCUAGAGAGAGUGUUAUCAAUUUUGAAGGGAAAUCGAAUGACUUGUGUAACUCAGCUAAUCAGUCUUCUAAAAUUUGGCAUUUUUUUUAUAGAAAUGAAGUGGAUGAUGAGGUUACUGAACAAGAGAUUUCGGUAAAAGAUCCGAAGCCAGUAUCAUGGAGUUCAGAAAAUGAGAAUAGUAGCCAUGUUGUAAUGCAAACACAGAAUGAUUUACAAGAACCUGUUGAUAGUAUAAUUUCAGGAAGUAAUAUGGAGAGUAUGCUGCAAAGUCCACAGAGCAAUGAAGUUUCACAUUUUGGUGGAGAUGCUGUACUAUCAACAGCUGGAGAUAUGCUCCAGUCUAACGAAAAUUCCUGUGAAUAUCUGGUUGCUGACACAGUUCCACCGGUAGUUUGCAGCCCUAUAGUUGAUGUCCUGAGAGAUGAUACAAUGGCUUGUGCGUCUUGCAGUAUAAACGAGGAAGGUAGUCCCUUCCCAGAUUCUGAGAGUCGUGGUUCUGAAACUGCACUAAUUGAAGAGAAUGACUUACGACAGGAUGCUGGAAAGGGUACAGCUGGGCACGUUGUAUUAAUAGAUCUAACCAUUGAAAGUGAAAGCAGCAUCUCGCCACGUGAAGGUCCUUUGCAGGAGCUGAAUAGUUCCGACUCUUCUGCACAUGUAAAUAAUCUGGCCAUCAGGGCGAAAAAUUGUUCUGAUAGGUUUCCGAACAUGGAAUCAACAGAAGCAGAGACCAAGCAAGCUGAUUUUAUAGAAAGUUCAAAGCUAGAGGUUGAGCAUAGGAAAGUGGAGGAGCUCGAGGAAAAUCUGGAAUGCAUUACAGAGCCUGUGAAGGAAUUCAAGAAGACUAAAAUGGCUGCAUCCUGUGAACAAAACUCUGAUCAUGUGAAUCUGUCUAAGAAAUUUACUGAGGUAAGUAUUAGCCCAUCUAAAGAAGAAAUCUUUGAUGUAAGAAAAGAUGAUUGUGAAGAAGCACACACACAAGCUGAUGUAUCAACUAGUAAAGAAAGAGAAAUAAAUGCUUGUAAUGAGAGUGAAACUAAUGCGGUUCAAGAGUGCAGAAAUGUUGACACAUUGAGUGAAGGUUUUGAAGACCUGGGAGUAAACAUCAGCUGUGCUACCAAAGGUUCACCUUCAGAUGUUAAUCAUACCGAUGGUGCAUUUAUUUCAGAUCAUGCCAUUGCAAAAGAUCAUAGUGAUGAAAAAUCUGGGUCUCUACAUGUCUCUUUGGGAAGUGAAACAAAUGUACAAGUUACUAAUAACAAUAAUGAAUCACUUACAACUGAUAAAGGAAAUGGUGCAGAUACAAAAACUGAUAGUGUUUGUGAAAGUGGCUCAGAAAGUGUUCUUGUAGCUGCAACACAGCCUUGUACAGAUAGUCAUCAAAGUGUUGUAGGAAUGGUUUCAGUACAUAUUAAAGUGGAGCAUGAGAAAACAAGUACCAAUAAUACUAAACACAUGAUGGUAGUCCCAAAAGAAAAGCAGAUUCUACAUUCACAAUACAAAAACUGUGAAGAAGUUAAUGUUGCAGCCACUGGGGAUUUAAAAAGUCAUAUGCAGAAAGAUAUGAGUGAAGGCCAGAAUUUGCUUGGUAAAGAAUAUUGUGAUAGUGACUGUUUAGACUGUUUAAAGGAAAUAAUAGAACACCAUGUUGAUAGCUCCAAUGCACACAAUGCAGAUAAUGGUUUGUUGUGCUCAAGCAAUGCUAGUAUUUUUGAUGUUAAAAAUAACAAAAGUAAGAAAAGAGAACUAGAAGUUCCGUUUGGAGACAUGAAACUAUCAGAAGGUGACAUUUUGCGAGACUUGUCUGAAUAUGAUCUAGAAAAAACAAUUAAUGAAGGUAGUAAUGUUGAGCAUUCUGAACCUUAUUCUGACACUGUGGGUUCUAAUGAUGCUGAGCUAGUGACUCCCCAUAUUGAGAAAAUACUAGCAGAUACAAUUGUAAAGGUAGUUGAUAUAUGUUCAGAUUAUAUUGAAGAAAUUGAAGAGAAACAGAAUUUAGCCAAAAGCAAUACAUUGAAAAACAAUGUGGAUGUUGACAUUGUUGAAAGUGAUGUGUUGGAGCAUAAUGUAAGAGAGAAAAGUGAAAAUUCUGAAUUUACUCAGAAUCAUUUAGCUGCUAAUAAAGGAUGCCCUGAAACGUGUUCAGAUAAUUGCUUUGUGAAACAUGUUCAUGACACUGGUUGUAUUGCAAAAAGUGCUUCAUGUAAGACCAAAGAUGCAAAAAUUGAUUAUUCCUCUGAAAGUUCCCAACUGCCUCAUGGAAAAAGUGUGGGUUGUGCAGGUGAGAAAACUGGAGAUUCAUCUAUGUCUUGUGAUAGUACUGAUGUUACAAAGAUGAAUUCUUUAGACUGUGGUGAAGUGCAAAAUACCAAAAUUAGCAAUAUUACAAAUGACUCUAAUUCUAAAAUACAUGAAGAGAUGGAAGUUGAGCACUGUACUGAGAGUACAGCCAACACCAAAGAGAUUUUUACUGAGGAUAGUUCAAAUCAACAGAAAAAUCCCAUUACUAAAAAAAAUCUGUUACCUGAAAAUAAUACAGAAUAUGAUGGCAAGGGAGCUGAUGUUAGUGACGUUUUUGCUGGAAGUAAUUUAGAAAAAUGCAAUAGCAAUGCUGGAGUUACAAAUGUAUUUUCAUCUGAAAGUGAUGUUAAAGAGUCUGGAAAAAACACAGAAAUUUCAAUGACUAUUUACUCUGAAAGGAAGAUGCAAAAUAUUGACGAGAGCGUAGUAAUUGUAGUUAAACACCCAAGUGGAAAUGGCAACAAGCAUUGUAGCCAAAAUUCUGUAACAGAAGAACUUUUAAGAGACUGUGUUGGAGAACAUAAUGAAAAAACUGUUGUUGCAGGAGAUAACUUGUUCUCUGUGAAUGACGAGGAUCCAAGUAAGAAGUGUAUUGCUAGUUUAGAGUUUUCAGAUACAUUCAAUAUGAAUCAGGGUGAAAAAAAUGCCAUUGUUGCCAGACUGUUUCCAGUUGAUGGUACCAGAAAGAAUAGUGAGGAGAAUGUUUCUGCUACAAAGAUGUUUUCAGGAGGUGCUAAAAAGAAGAUUGAAAAGAGUGAUAACAUUGUUAAUGAGCACCCAGAUAUAUGUGAUUCUGAGCAGUGUCAAAAGGAUGCACUUGUUUCUGAGUUACCAGAAGAACAGUGUGGUGAGAGUGUUUCUGGUACAAUGGAGUUUUCAGUAGGUGAUAAAAAUAAGAUUGAGAAGAAUUAUAACACUAUUAUUGAGCUCCGAGAUAUCGGUGAUGCUGAACAUUGUCAAAAGGAUGCACUUGUUUCUGAGUUACCAGAUGUAGGUGAAGAACAGUGUGGUGAGAGUGUUUCUGGUACAAAGGAGUUUUCAUCAGGUGAUACAAAGAAGAUUGUAAAGGAUGAUAACACUAUUAUUGAGCUCCCAGAUAGAGGUGAUGCUGAGCAGUGUCAAAAGGAUGCACUUGUUUCUGAGUUACCAGAGGUAGGUGAAAAACAGUGUGAGGAGAAUGUUUCUGGUACAAAGGAGUUUUCAGCAGUUGAUAAAAAGAAGAUUGAGAAAAAUGAUACUAUUAUUGAGCUCCUAGAUAGAGGUGAUGCUGAGCAGUGUCAAAAGGAUGCACUUGUUUCUGAGUUACCAGAGGUAGGUGAAAAACAGUUUGAGGAGAGUGUUUCUGGUACAAAGGAGUUUUCAGCCGUUGAUAAAAAGAAGAUUGAGAAGGAUGAUAACACUAUUAUUGAGCUCCCAGAUAGAGGUGAUGCUGAGCAGUGUCAAAAGGAUGCACUUGUUUCUGAGUUACCAGAGGUAGGUGAAAAACAGUGUGACGAGAGUGUUUCUGGUACAAAAGAGUUUUCAGCCGUUGAUAAAAAGAAGAUUGAGAAGGGUGAUAACAUUGUUAAUGAGCGCCCAGAUAUAGGUGAUUCUGAGCAGUGUCAGAAGGAUGCACUUGUUUCUGAGUUACCAAAGGUAGGUGAAGAACAGUGUGGUGAGUGUGUUUCUGGUACAAAGGAGUUUUCAGCUGGUGAUAAAAAGAAGAUUGAAAAGAGUUUUAACACUAUUAUUGAGCUCCCAGAUAUCGGUGAGGCUGAACAUUGUCAAAAGGAUGCUCUUGUUUCUGAGUUACCAGAGGUAGGUGAAGAACAGUGUGGUGAGAGUGUUUCUGGUACAAAGGAGUUUUCAUCAGGUGAUACAAAGAAGAUUGAGAAGGAUGAUAACACUAUUAUUGAGCUCCCAGAUAGAGGUGAUGCUGAGCAGUGUCAAAAGGAUGCACUUGUUUCUGAGUUACCAGAGGUAGGUGAAAAACAGUGUGAGGAUAAUGUUUCUGGUACAAAGGAGUUUUCAGCAGUUGAUAAAAAGAAGAUUGAGAAGGAUGAUACUAUUAUUGAGCUCCUAGAUAGAGUUGAUGCUGAGCAGUGUCAAAAGGAUGCACUUGUUUCUGAGUUACCAGAGGUAGGUGAAAAACAGUGUGAGGGGAGUGUUUCUGGUACAAAGGAGUUUUCAGCCGUUGAUAAAAAGAAGAUUGAGAAGGAUGAUAACACUAUUAUUGAGCUCCCAGAUAGAGGUGAUGCUGAGCAGUGUCAAAAGGAUGCACUUGUUUCUGAGUUACCAGAGGUAGGUGAAAAACAGUGUGAGGAUAAUGUUUCUGGUACAAAGGAGUUUUCAGCAGUUGAUAAAAAGAAGAUUGAGAAGGAUGAUACUAUUAUUGAGCUCCUAGAUAGAGUUGAUGCUGAGCAGUGUCAAAAGGAUGCACUUGUUUCUGAGUUACCAGAGGUAGUUGAAAAACAGUGUGAGGGGAGUGUUUCUGGUACAAAGGAGUUUUCAGCUGUUGAUAAAAAGAAGAUUGAGAAGGAUGAUAACACUAUUAUUGAGCUCCCAGAAAGAGUUGAUGCUGAGCAGUGUCAAAAGGAUGCACUUGUUUCUGAGUUACCAGAGGUAGGUGAAAAACAGUGUGAGGAGAGUGUUUCUGGUACAAAGGAGUUUUCAGCCGGUGAUAAAAAUAAGAUUGAGAAGUAUGAUAACACUAUUAUUGAUCUCCCAGAUAGAGGUGAUGCUGAGCAGUGUCAAAAGGAUGCACUUGUUUCUGAGUUACCAGAGGUAGGUGAAAAACAGUGUGAGGAGAGUGUUUCUGGUACAAAGGAGUUUUCAGGAGAUGAUGUAGAUUCAUGUGAGAAGAUUGAUGUUGAUGCAAAAGAGUACUCACAUGAAAAUAAGUGUAAAAUGAGUGCUACUAAUACCAAGCAGUUCUCAGCUGAAGGUAAUACAAAGCAAUUUGAGGAGGGUGAAGUCAUUAAAAAUAAGUACUGCAAUUUAGCUCAUAUAAAUCAGUGUGAGAAGAUUGCUGCUACUACAGAGAUCUCUAAUGAGUGUGAUAGAGAGCAAUGUCUGAAGAUACAGCAAUGUAAAGAUAGUAAUGCUGCUAUCAGGGAGUUCAGUGAUGGAGAUGAUGUAGAGCAGUGUGAGAAGAUGCAGCAGUGUGAAGUGAGUGAUGCUAGAGUUCUUAAGAAUUCCAGUGAUGGAGAUGAUAAAGAGCUCUGUGAGAAGAUACAGCAUUGUGAAGUAAAGGAUGCUGCUAUCAAGGAGUUCACUGAUGUAGAUGAUAAAGUACAUUGUGAGAAGAUUGUCGCAGCAGAGCUCUCAACUGGAAUUGAUAUAGAGCCAUGUGAUAAGAUACAGCAGUGUGAAAAGAGUAAUGCUCCUAUCAAGGAGUUUUGUGAUGGAGAUAAUAAAGAUAAAUCUGAGAUGUUUGUAGUGGCUACUAACAAGUUUUCAGUUGGAGGUGAAGGAGAGAAUAUUAAGGAGUGUGAUACUCUUACUAAUGUAUUAUCAUCUGGAAGUGAUAGAAAGCAGUAUGGAAAUAGUUCUGUUUUAAAGGAGUUGUCAAUGGGAAGUAAUGGAGAGUGUUGUGAGAAAAGUGUUGCAGCUACUGUGGAGUUUUCAGACAAUGAUGAAGCAUAUUAUUGUGAGAAGACUACCGCUACCAAGGAAUUUUCAGAUGAAGGGUAUAAACACCACUGUGAUAAGACUACUGCUUUUGUUAGUCAGUAUUUGUCUGUAAAUGGUAUUGAACAGUUUAGGGAGAAAGCAGUUGUUGAAAUGGUUUGCUCUGGUGGAAGUAAAAGGGACUUAUGUAAGAAGAGUGCUAAUGGUGAUAGAGAUCAUUGCAAGAGUACUGCUAAUGAUUCUUCUAUCAAGAAAUCCUGGGAUGAAGUUGAUGUACAGCAGUGUGAGAAUAUUGUUGAUGCUACUGUUUUUGAGUUCUCAGCUCAAAGUGACUUAAAGCAAUGUGAGAAUAAAACAGUUGUUACUAAGGAGUUAUCAGCUGGGCUUGAAGAAGAGCUGGGUGAGUUAAGUGUUACAGUUGCCACCAAAGAGUUGUCAAAUGAAGGUUGUGGAGAUAGAAAACACUGUGAGAAUAUUGCUGAUGCUGUUAAUGAGUUAUCUGGCGGAUGUGAUAAACCGUACUCUGAAAUGAAUGUUGCUGCUACAGUAGAGUCAUCUGAUGGAAGGAAGGGAGAGCAGUGGGAUAAGAGUACUGCUGCUGAUACUAAAGACUGGUCACAUGAAAGUGAUAAACAGCAAUCUGAUAGUGCUGCUGGUGGUAAGAUAUACUCAGAGGCAAGUGAAGUAGUGCCUUGUGAGAAAAGUAGUACUGCUACCCAGGAUCUCUCAGGGGAAGGUGGUAGAGAGCAGGGUGAUGUGAGUCCAGCUGUUAAUGAGUUUCCAAAUUUAUGUGAUCAAGUGCAAUGUGAAAAGAGUGAUGCAUGUUUCAAGGAGUUUUCUCGUGGUUUUGAUAAAGACCAACUUUUGAGGAGUGAUACUGUUAUGGAAUUGUCUGCUGGAGGUGUGAAAUGUGAGGAGAGAUCUGACACAAUAGAAAAAUUAAUGCAUGAAUGUGAUAGGACUUGUGAAAACAGAGCUGCCGCUACCAAGAAGUUCUUAGAAGGAGAUGUUAAAGCUCAGUGUGCAAAACGUGAUGCUGUUAUCAGUGUUUUCUCUAAUGAAGUAUUCAUUGAGCAGUCAGAGAACAAUACUGGUGCUACUAUGGUCGUAGAUAAGGGUUAUGAAGGUCAGGAUGAGACAAGUGCUGCUAUCACUAAGGAUUUAUCAAACGACAGUGAUAGAGAGAAGAUUGAGAUAAGGGGAAAUGAUGUAAGCAUUUGCAAAGGAAGUAAGCAAAUAGCAGAUGAAUUGUGCUCAAAAUGUAAUGUAGUGCACUGUAACACAAGUACCAUAAUUUCAAAGGACUCUAAAUCUGAUUAUAGUGAGAAAAGAGAUUGCAUUUGUGAGAAGCUUUCAUUUGGAAAUACUGCAAAAUUUUGUGAAAAAGUUGUGGAGACAGUAAAGGAUUCUUCUAUAGUUGUUGAGCAGUAUACAAAGAGUAAUUCACUUUCAAAGGAAUUUUGUACUGAAAAAGAUAAAGAAUUCUGUGAGAAUACAGCAGUUGUUACUGAGGAGCUAUCUGCUGGAAGUGGACAGCAGUUCGAAAAUAAUUCUCCCACUACUACGGAUCUUUCAAAUAAGCAGGAAGUUAAUGCUGAACAUCUAGUUAUUUCUGAUGCUGUAGAACAUACACAUGUGUGUGAAGUAGUUACAAAAGUAAAAGAUGAUGACGUGAGGGUGGAGGUGAAAAGAGAUGUUUGUAAUUUAUCUGUGGCUGAGAAGGCUUUAUGCUCAGAGAUAGAAAAUGGUGAAAUUCAACAACAUUUGAGUGACCUGAGGAAAGAAAUAGUAAAUGAAUGUGGGAUUAGCAACCAUUCAAGUGAUUCAGAACCCAGUAUACAAUUGGACAUGCAUGUUAAAGAGAAGGAGCAGCAGCCUUGUGUAGUUACAAAAUGUUCAAACUCUGCAACAGGUUUUUCCUUAAAAUGUGAUAAUGGAAAGAGUUCUGGAUCCAAGGAUGUUCCUAUACAGUCUCAAAACAUUUCACACAAAGACAUUUUAAGUAAAGACAUUGACACUGAGAGUUUUUCAGAUAAUGAAUCUGUACACAGUUUUCUUGAGGAAUCGAACAACACAUUUGAUGUUUGUGAAAAACUGGAAUUGUCCGAAGGUGCUGAUACGCGUGUAAGGCCUACGUCAUGUCUUCGUGAAACAAGUUUAGAAGUUGGGGAGCAAGUGAGAGAAGGGAGUGACAAUAUUUGCGUUAUUGCCAAAAAUACUGUUUCCUGUGUUCCAGAAAUGUCAGCUCAACCAAGUACAGAUGUAUUUCCUGCUGAUAAAGAUAAUGUUACUGAAAAGCUAGUUUGUGAAAACAUAAGGCCUUCAGCAAUUAAAACUUACACUAAGCCUCUUAGGACUUACAAAAGCAAAAUUUCUCAUCAUAAAACUGAUGAGAAAAAAACUUUCAGCAUGUCUUUUAAAACUUACAGAAGCAAGGUAUCUAGUCUUGAAACUGAUGAGAGAAAAACUUUCAAUAAGCCACUUAAGACAUAUAAACGCAAGAUAUCUGUUCUUAAAACCGAUGAGAAAACUCUUACUGCACCUUCCUUAGUGAAAUGUAGGAAGUCAAAUUGUCUAGAAAAAAGUGUAAGUGAUUCUGAGGGCAAUUUAACAGUAUUUGAAUCUGGUGGGUGUGAAAGGGGUUCAUCACAACUGGACAUUUUGUCUGAUUCUUAUGUACACCCUUUAUUUAGUAGUACAGAGUCUUCUAAUGAUAAUAGUAUUUUGCAAAAUGAUUCAGUUUUAAGUUCACAUGUUUUGCAAGAUGAAAACUUGCACUUGCUCACAAAAGUGGCUACAGAAGUUGAGAAUAACAACUUUGGUUUGAAUUUUAUGAACAGAUGUAGUUCAGAUCAAAAUAAUAUAAACUGUGAUAUGAGUUCUUCAGGGAAGAGUGAUAAUAUCUAUGGAUAUAAACAAAUAGAUAUGUCUAAACAGUUAUCAAAUGACAGUCUAAUAGCACAGCAAGGGGAAAGUAGUUCGGAAAAUUCCACCAUUAUUAAAACUUAUCAAGAUAAGAAGAGUCGUUCUUAUAGGAAGAGAAAGCAUCUGCCAAGUGAUAUGUUGUCACAUGAAGCUUUGGACCAACUUGAAAAUAAAAAUGACAAGAGACUGGAAAAUAAAUCUAGUCGAGCAUCUGUCUCUGAAGAAGUUGUGACUGCAGCAAAUCUUUCGGAAAGCAUACUUACAUCGCAUAUUGUUGAUUCAAGCAUUGUAAUGUCACAUGGUUCAACUGAGAACGUCAUCGUAGAGCAGAGUAAUGCGGGACAGUCCGCUGAAAGUAGAGAAGUCUUUCCAGCCAGGACUGAAACUUUGCUUACUCAUGGAGGAAUCCAGAGUACAAGCACUGCUACAAAUGUGGUUGUAGAGCAAGGUGAAAUAACACCACAACCAAUAAAGAGAAAAAGGGGAAGACCACGUAAAGUACCCCAGAAUGCUCUUCCAGAACCUCAAUCUGUCAAAGCAGAUGUAAAAGUGGUUAGUGAUGACAGUCAAGACACAACAGAGAGCAUUAAAGAGGAGAGCUUUUCAGAUGACGACUGGCAGCCGACUGGAAAAAGGCGGAGACUGGCUGCGACUCGGUUUUCCUCUGACUGUGAUAGAGGCAGUCGCCAGCAAACUAGAAAGAGAAGACGAUUUAUGGGAUCUCGGACUCUGGGAAUCUCUGGUGAUGAUGAUUGUGUUCGUUCGCCGACUAGGAAGAGACGACGAUUGGUGGUGGCUCAGAGCUUCUCUGAUGACGAUGACAACGAUCAUCAACCAACUGGAAAGAGAUUGGGAUUGGUGGCAGCUCGUACCAUCUCUGGAGAUGACGACAACAGUAGCCAUAGCCUCGAUGAAGACUUCAAGGACACGUCAGCCAGGGGCAGGAGUUCGGCCCGUCGAGGUCGGGGCAGACGGGGUCGGUUGUGGAGGGGCAGAGGCCGUGGAAGAGGUAAAUGGCACAGCGCGAACAGGUUGAUCACUAUAUGCGAUGGGGAUGACGAGGAUGGGAAACCAACGCCUCCGAAGUUUGCUGUUAUGUCGCAGUACCGGUUCCUGUCUGCAAAAGAGGCCGAUCUGGAGGUAACAUGUGCCAAGUGUGGUGAAAAAAUGAAAAAAGCUAAUUUCAUGCAUCACAACCUGCAGGUCCAUUCUUGCUUGGCGUGGUUAGAAGGGGAGGAGCCGCUGGAUAUGACCAACACGAAGUUGCUGUCGAGCCUGGUGAUGAAGGCUUGGCAGCUAAAGAAGCAGCUGAAGUGUGAGACGUGUGGCGUGUUGAAGAGAAGUGUCGCUGGCUUCCUGAGCCACUUGACUAUGUGUCAGAAAUCAAAUGAGGAGCGGGAGGCGUUGAAGCAGCCGUGUGAGGUGUGCGGUCGUUUGAUGCUGCCAGUCAGCCUCAAGGUGCACGCGAAUGUCCACAGGAAGCCGGAAGUCCCAGUGGAGGAGCCUAACCAGCCACUGCCGACCAAAAGGGCAGCCGCCACCAAGGCCAUUUCUAAGCUGCAACACUUCAUUGAGGAGGAGGAGAAGGCAUCUGAUGAAGCGGCCCUAGAAACUAGGAGGCGGAAAAGAUCAGAAUCACCAACUGACGAUGGGAGUUUGUACACCCCGACCAAUCAUAAGCUGGAGAAGAAUCAUUUGACAACUUGGAAGCGGUACAUCACUAAGGAUGGGGAAGCCAAAUGUCGCAAUAUUGGCUGCCAAUUCAAGUCCUCCGAACUGGAAGAGCUAAAGUCUCAUUUUGAAACUUGCUCUCAUAGUAUCAUGAAGGGAUUUCGUUGUCAGCUGUGCAACCACAUGUGCGCGCUGGAGCCGGACAUGAUCAAGCACGUGGACGAGGUGCACGUGAGGGCCUGCGACGACGAGGAGACGUGCUUCACGGACGAGGAUGACUCCUCCGAUGAUGACAUGUUCGUCGAGAAGAAAAAGAAGAAAACGACUACUGCUGGCGCUCCCUCGCAGAAAGACGUUGCUUCGACCUACAGAAUGAAGCUCUACACACGGAUGAAGUACCUCUCGAAGGGGAAGUAUGGACCAGCCUUGGGAAACACACCUUACAUUCCUGCUUUACAAUGGACUCUAGACUUCCACAGGAAGCACUACUCCCAGACACUCUUCACGGAGUACCGAGUGCAGCCAGAUGAUUGGAUUCCUUUGGACGAGGAGCAGAGUCUGGAAUACGCCCCGAUGCUGAAGCAGUCCCUGCGGUUCUCCUCUGUGGAGAUGAGGAAGAAGAUAAGGGACGUGAAGAAUGAUGCUGACCUCCAGUUCACAUCCAUGAAGCUGUUUGAAGGGUGUAUUUUACAAGGUGUGCCGACGCUGUUUGCCGGAGGCCCCGUGUGGGCCCUGGCGUGGUGUCCCCUGCCCACCCAGCUGCUGCUGGAGCGGUACGCCGGCCGCUCGUCUGGCGACGUGCACCAGUUCCUAGCCGUCAGCUGCCACCGCGACCCGGAUGCCUUCCACAAGUACACCGAGAGCUACUCGGGCAAGGGCCUGCUGCAGAUCUGGGACAUGGGCCACUUGUACAACCGCAGCCUGGCGCAGGCACCCAGGUUUGCGCUCGGCAUAGCGCACGAGUACGGCACGGUGUGGCACCUGGAGUGGUGCCCCUCGGGCUGCUACGACCCGGCCGCCCCCCGGGGCCAGUUGGGGCUGCUGGCGGCAGCGUGCUCCGACGGCACGGGCCGUGUGUUCUGUGUGCCGGCCCCCUCGCAGCUGCCGGGCGGGGCGGUGUGCCGCACUCCGCCCGCCCUCACCCUGGUGCUGGUGGACGGCCCCAGUGACGCCUUCCAGUGCACGCGCCUGUCCUGGCAGCGCUGCGGCGGCCACAGAAUCAUAGCAGGAGGCUUCACCAAUGGGAUGGUGGCCUUAUGGGAUAUCAGUACUACGUCACCAUUGCUCAAAAGUUCAGGGGACAAAACAGUGGUUUUGAAACCUUACAAGACCUUCCAACCACACUUUGGACCAGUUACAGGGGUGUCCCUGUGCCCAUUUGUGGAAGGGAGGUACCUGAUGACAUCCUCCCCCGUGGACAGCACUGUGAAGGUGUGGGAUCUGGAGAGCACCAUUCUCCCGCUCUUGCAUUGCCGCCGGGGCUACAUCACAGACGGCCUGUGGAUGUCACACUGGGUGGCUGUCUUUGCCUCCUACGACGACGUCUUCAGCAUGAAACAUUCCAAUGGUACAUUGUAUCCUGUGAGAAAUUUUGGGUACACCCCACGUCCAUUAACGGUGCAUAACUCUGCAUGUUGGAAUGCAUCAGGUUGCGAGUGGCUGAAUGCCUUGGCCCACGGCACGCAGGCCGGAGAGCUGUGCGUCAACUUCCCCCACCAGUUGCUCGUGGCUGUCGACACAGAGAAGGGUACCAGGAACAAGAGGAAAAUGCUCAGUUACGUUGAAGUAAUAGAUGAAAGUGAGCUGCAAGAUAAAAUUGCUAACAGCAUUCCCCAGACUUUGGACCUUGAAAAAGAUAAGGCAGAGAUCUCUGAGGAGGGUUUUGCAUCUAAAGAAAAAAUUGUUAAAGAAACUGUCAAGGAUGAUUUUGAUGGUGACAGUUCUUGCAGUGAAGAAGACAGCAUUAAAGUGGAAGAAAAAUCAUCUGAAAGCUUAUCUCAGGAAAGAGUUGAAAACUGCGAAGGAUCUAAAAGUGUAAUAAGUAAAGAGACUGAGAGGCCCCAACCUUCGCCAGGAAAGGAUCAGUUGAGAGAGACAAGUGGACCCUUGGCUAGGAAUGUUGAAGAAGAAAUGCAGUCUAUGGAGAACGUGUUACAGGAAGUAACUUCAGAUAAAGAUGAGGGAUGCAAAUCACAAGCAUUUGACGUGCAAAGCAAUGACAAAACUGUGUUGGGUGGCAGAACAUCAAGAGGGGUGCGAAAUGAAGAACAUCUGCUCAACGAAACACUAACUCUUACUGAUACAAAUGACUCAGAAUUGGCCAAUGACGUACCAAAAGAAGGACAGUUAUUACCAAGUGCGUGUGAAGAACCUACAGGCAAACUGAACCCACCUGAAGGAGACGUACAAGGUGAAGAGGUGGCAGUUGAGGGCGAGACCAAAGCUAAGCCAGGCCGCAAGAAGCAUCGUCCGAAGAUCGCGGUGGAGAGAGUCGUGAGGAGGAAGCGGUUGUGUGAACCUGCCACGAGCGUAGCUGCGAGUACAGUGGCCUCGUGCGGGGAGGAAGGUGCGAGCACGGACAGUCCGGCCGGCAGCGUCCUCACGGAGGACGGUCUGGCGGAGGAUGCUCGGUGGCGGCGAGAGAGAGCAGAAGAGAUGCCGUGUGUAGGCACGCCCCUCCUGGACUCUGUGGGCGAGUGUAGCAGCAGCUCCUUCCUGUCCAGCGUGAAGGGUGAAGACCCCCACGACGCGAAGAAAUCCCACUCGGGCUGCUCCACCCCCGUCACCGACAACAUAGAGGUCAUCUACAUGACCGACAUCACCCGGGCGCACGAGAUCGGGCUCAAGGUGAACAAGAAGACCAAAGCCAAGAAGCUGUUCUUCCGGAAGCCCACCAACAACUUUGUCCUGCCAGAGUCUGACUCCAGUGAAAAGUUCAUGAAGCGCCCCAACACCUACGCCAAGGCUGCCAGCACCUACAAGGUCAUCAUUUGCAACUUGCCUCGGGAUAAUUGGAGUGAUGUUCCGGAGGAGGUGUCUAGGUGGACGCGGCAGUCUGGCCAGAUGAGGAUGGUGCCAGUCGACAUGUAUCCAAUCACCUCUAUCAAUAGGGUGAGCUGGAACCCCAACUGCGGCAGCUUCCUGCACGUGGCGGCGGGCUACCACAGUGGCCUGGUGCAGGUGCCCCGUCUCGCCAGCAUGCACACGCCUGAGGUGGCCCAGUUUCUUGCCGCGGCCGCCGUCCACCCGCCCUCGUAGCAGCGCUGCCAUCCGUCUGCGUGCUUCACACUUGUACACUUGGCGUCAGGCUAUACCGUUGCUUUUCUAUUGACCUCCUCGGCUGCCGGCUGGGAGAUAACUGGCCCACAGUCACAAAGGGCAGUGUCGAAACAAUUCAAAGUUAUUGCCGUUUGCAGUCUAAUUAGGGACGAAAAUAAUCUGCAAAAUUUCUGUUCCUCUAGCAAUGGCGCAUUGCCCAAGAGACUUUUUUUUUUUACAGUUGGUCAUCAUGCAAGAAGACUGACCGUGGCAUAGCUUUCGGCUGUGCUUUUAAGCUAGUAACUGCUUUUAAAUCAUGUUACAGCCAGAUAUAAUAGUGGGCGUGAACUUUUGUUUACCUAUCAAAUUUUUAGAAAUGUUAUUUAAAUUUUAUUUUCAAUGUAAACAAAUUUAAUUUAUACAAUGUUUUUCUCCUCCAACAUAGUACCAUUUACUCAAUAUUGAGCAUUAAAUAAAAGCAUGCCCUUGCUGUCACAACUGAGAAACAUGUUGCUAUGGCAGUAAUAACUUUGGUUGAAUGAACAUGUUAAAACAUGGUAGUAAAGCACCAAGCAUUUAUUUUAAAACAGGUCUUAUGUUCUCAAAUAAUUAGUUUAUUGUCUUGUAUUUGUCGAGGCCAUACAUAAAUAUCUGAAAUAUUACAAAUUAUAAUUUUUGCUGUAUUUACACACAAAAUAUGAAGUAGACAUUGUUUUACAAGGUAUGAAAUGGGUAACUAUGUUGUACUACCUCCCACCUACAGUAUUCUUAUUUUUGUUUAUGUCCAUCAUGUUGUAAUGUAUUUCUGAUCAUUUUUUAUGUAUAUAUAUUUAAGAGAAACUUUAAAAUUCUGUUAUUAUUGUUGCAAGGUUUGAUAAAUGUGCACAGCACACAAUCAUCGUUGUAUAUACAUAUGUAUUAUAAAAUGAAUGUUGCAUGUACUGGCUAUUUUGAAGUGUUAUAUAUGUCUACGUAUGUUCUUGACUGCUGACAAAGUAUAUGAUUUGUUGACUAAAUGCAUGCAUGGAGAGGCCGUGUGUUGUAAUUUUCAUACAAAGUAAUGUGUUACAGCUUUAUACAAUAAACAGAUUUUUUCCGAGUUUUUUACUAUGAUA